Molecule: messenger RNA, 1566 nt
Organism: Rhinocladiella mackenziei CBS 650.93
Lineage: Eukaryota; Fungi; Ascomycota; Eurotiomycetes; Chaetothyriales; Herpotrichiellaceae
Exons: 2
Coding region: 1-1566 (521 amino acids)
Source: RefSeq, a predicted model, not a curated record
AUGUCUGGAGUCGGCGAGGCUCUUGCGAUUGUUAGCUGCGUUGCGGGGUUGAUCCAGGCCUACGAUGCCGGCAGCCGCGUCGUCAAACAGAUCAAGGCUCGACGGCAGAAUCACGACGCCCUCCCACCUUCAGAUCUCCUCGAAGAAUCCAUCGAAAAAGGAAAAAGAGAAAUAGAACAAGUUGUGGCAGAGGGAAACGAACGAUUUGGCUCGAGUUUCGAAGAAGGCGACGCGACCGCCCAGCUCGCAUUAUACAAGAUCACAAUCGCUACUCAGAAUGCCCUAUUGGCCGGCCUUACCCAAGCCAGAGAUGAUGAUGGCGUAAUCGAUUUCGACACCUGCAUCGAUACAUCCGACAAGGGCCGGGUAGAUGCUCUGAUCGCAUUGCAUGCACUCUUCCAGCGCAAGUUGGAUGAGGAAAUAGAAAGGAAAAAGAACCUGUCUUCUCAGCAGGCCCCACCACUACAACAACCUCAUCCUCUCGCACCUCCAAGCCUACAAAAGACAGAGGCCCAGCCGGCGACCAUAACCAAGGCUGAGCAAACACCUCCUCCAACUCCAGAACUGCCCAAGGUUAAGAAAUCUCGAACAUUUACCAACAUUGUCCUCCGACGAAAGGAGAAUGGCCAAAAUUCCGCCACAUCCACACAGAUGGAUAAUAUCUCGCCAACGAACAAGCCUGAGUUGUCUCCUAUGACGUCGGAGCAAGGAGCCGCUCCCCGAAGUUCUCGUCGAAAUACCGGGACAUCCGUUAGUUCCACAGGUACAUGGUCGAGUGCAGAAAGCCGAAGCUCGACGGUUCGGUCAAAUACUACGUCACCUUCUAUUGCGCCCAUUUCACGGCAGAGCACCGCUUUGUCCACCAUGUCAUCCAUGUCCGCAAUGUCAACCUUAUCAGCCGUGUCUGGUAUGUCCAACUUAUCGACUGCAUCCACCCUUGCUCCAAUCACCAGGUACCAAGGGACCUGCAAAUAUGCAUAUGAUCUCCGCGAUGGACAAAUCAAGAAUGCCUUUAGACUGGCUCCGGUCGGAAUGCAUGGAAAGACGUACAAAUGUGCCAGCAGCAAAUGCCAUUUCACCGUCAGUGCUGCUCACAAGGGAGAUCGCAUCGAAGACCGGGUAAUGAAGACUACUUCCGGACUUCAAUAUCGGUUUCUUUUCCUUGCAAAGUCACAUAAACAGCAGCCGGAUCCACAGCCACCAUCAUUGUAUCGCUGUCUGGUGUGCAUGAUGCAGGGAAACAACUCUGGGGUCUAUCAUGGAAAUAAUGUCUUGCUUUCGCACCUGGAAACUCACCAGGGAACCUACCUGGACCAGACCUUACUUGAAGGGCCAUUGAUAUUUACCAACAAUGGUGCGAAACCGGGCACCGAGAACGAAUUUGACAUUAAGUUUCCGGAAGUCGAGAAAGUGCCUCGGCCUGCUGAACUGCCUUCAGAUCACGGAGCCGCUGUGGUGGUCGCUUCUCGAGUUCCAACCGGGUCGCAGAGUGCUGGUGAUGUUAUACUGUCGAAAGCAGCGACUACUACCUAUGGAUAUGAAUAUGAGAACCCUUGGGCUGCGUAG